CUCCUGGUUUUCGGCUAUGCCUGCAAGCUGUUCCGGGACGACGAGCGGGCCCUGGCCCAGGAACAGGGGCAGCAUCUCAUCCCCUGGAUGGGGGACCACAAGAUCCUCAUCGACAGCCGAUUUGGCAACACUACCUCUGGGGCCCGGACUGAAAAGCUAACUGUGACCAACCGUUAAACUGUGGAAUAGCCUCCAAGUGAAGGAAAUCCAUCGUUUGAGACCAUUAAAACUGGAUUCUACAAAGUUCUGGAACAUGACUGUAGGGGUGACUCCUGAGCUGGCCAGAAUGGAGCACAUUAUUGACCAAAUAGGCUGUUUCCACCCCUGACGUUUGCUUUUGGAGUUAGGUCUAGAAAACAAGGACUUGUGAGGGAAGGGUUGCCAGACCAGCUGAGAUCUGCGUCUGAUGGCUCUUGCUCUGCUCAGACAAGCUGUGCCUUUAAACCUGGGGGCAUAUGGAGCGAUGUUGCCUCAGUUACCAGGCAGCUUGCUUUUCCCAAGUGCUCCUUGUGAUGUUUAUUGAAGUUUGGUAAGCGAUGAAGACUGAGCUCUUUAUACGGUUUUCACAGCGAUCUGUGUAGUUUGAGUUAGGUCUUCCACAACUGGUGGGGAGCAGACUCUACACAUGUACGUGUGUAAUAUCUUUAAAUAAUGACCUACAUUUGUAAGUUAAGGAGGUUUACAGCAAAGUGAAAUUAAAUAAAAUGCAGUAACUUGGCUACUCUGGAAUUUUUGGCCUUCCCCCCUCCACCCCUUGUAAAUGUCUCUUUUUUUAGUUAAUAUUUUUUUGUCCUGUUACAAAAAUCAGCAUUAAAUAAUUUGGCAAACUUUUGUUUGUUGCUCUACAUUUGUUUUUGCAACCCUAAAUCUGAGUGUUUUAAGUAAAAUUCACUAACUCACUGAUUUGCUAUCCAACAGAUGCGUGCUGACGAUUAGCAUACUGAUUGAGUCUUUUCUGUUAAAAGCAUAGCACAAAGUACUGUUUUUAGUCUUCAUGUGGCUAUAAUACCUAUCGGUCCAUGCAAGACGAACGUGGAUGUGUCUUCAUGUAUGUUAUUUCCUGGGGGUAAAAAGUUCGGAAGAAAAUAUUUAUGCUGCAUCUUCUAAUGGUUUUGCUCUGUUUCCAGUGAACCUCCUUAAACUGCAUGUAUAUGUUACUGUUCCUAUGUAUGUGUGUCUCUCUAUCACAUAACCCAGCACUUAUUUCCUCAGCCAAAUGGCUAGGGGGCGAGCCUAGCCAAGAUUUUACCUCCAAUGGACGCAAGUUUCUUUGGUGAAGAUCUCUCCUGAGAGUUCGGGACUAGCAGAAAGAAGCGAGGAAAUUUCGACCGUUUGGUUCUUACGGAUAGGUAUUUAUGUAUUCGGGUUUGUGUGAAUGUAAGCUAUUUGACUUUUCAGAAAAAUAAUUUUUUUUUUUUUUGCAAGUGGCAUUGAAUGGUUAGCCAUACAUAAACGGUAAGAUUUGCCAGUGAAGCGGAUACCAUUUAUGUUAUUAUUAAAAGAUUGUUUACCUUUAUUUAUAAGUCUUAUUAUACUGUAGAAAGAAAUUUAGACUUUAUUAAGAUAACUUGACUUUAAAAGUAACCAAGACAUGACUAGCCAAAUUAAAUAUAAAUCUGAGGAAUUUUUAUAUUUGCUUUAAUAUUUUUACUUCUUUAUUUUAAUUGGUAAGUAUGUAUGUACAUUGUCGCACACACACAGACCUAGACUUCAGUUCCUUUCCAUUGACCAGUUUGUUCACAUUACAGAUAUGAUGGACGUGGUCACCUGCAUGACCUUUCCGAGUACGAUGCUGAGUAUUCUACCUGGAACAGAGAUUACCAGCUGUCAGAAGAGGAGGCACGAAUAGAUGCCCUGUGUGAUGAAGAGAGAGGAAGAAUAUAAGCGGUUGAGUGAAGCUCUAGCAGAGGAUGGGAGCUAUAAUGCAGUGGGGUUCACUUAUGGCAGUGAUUACUAUGACCCCUCAGAACCAACGGAGGAAGAGGAACCUUCUAAACAGAGAGAAAAAAACGAGGCUGAAAAUCUGGAGGACAGUGAAGAGCCAUUCAUUGCCCCGUUCGGAUUGAAUGUACCACCUGACGUGGAACUGCCACCAACAGCAAAAAUGCAUGCUAUCAUUGAACGCACAGCCAAUUUCGUGUGCAAGCAGGGCGCCCAGUUUGAAAUAAUGCUGAAAGCCAAGCAGGCCCGGAACUCACAGUUUGACUUCCUGCGUUUCGAUCACUACCUCAACCCCUACUACAAAUUCAUCCAGAAAGCCAUGAAGGAGGGGCGCUACACAGUUCUGGCCGAAAACAAAAGCGAGGAGAAGAAAAAAUCAGGGGUCACCUCUGACAACGAAGACGACGAUGAUGAAGAAGACGGUAAUUACCUGCAUCCGUCUCUCUUUGCGUCCAAAAAGUGCAAUCGCCUUGAAGAGCUUAUGAAGCCUUUGAAGGUAGUGGACCCUGAUCACCCUCUUGCAGCGCUGGUUCGUAAAGCCCAGGCUGACAGUGCCACGCCCACCUCCCAGGCGGCCGAGGGCACAGCUGCACAGCCCGCCCAGGUGGAAUACACUGCCGACUCGACGGUGGCGGCGAUGUACUACAGCUACUACAUGCUGCCUGACGGCACCUACUGCCUGGCGCCACCCCCUCCCGGGAUUGACGUGGCCACUUACUACAGCACCCUGCCCGCGGGCGUGACCGUGUCCAGCUCUACCAGUGUGACCACUGCCCCGCCACCUCCUGGGACCACGCCACCACCACCCCCAUCCACCACAGAAACAAGCAGUGGGGUGACCUCUACGACCACCACAACAAGUGCCCUUGCCCCCGUGGCUGCCAUCAUCCCCCCACCCCCGGACAUCCAGCCUGUGAUCGACAAGCUGGCCGAGUAUGUGGCCCGGAACGGUGUGAAGUUUGAGACCAGUGUACGCGCCAAGAAUGACCAGAGGUUUGAGUUCCUGCAACCAUGGCACCAGUACAAUGCCUACUAUGAGUUUAAGAAGCAAUUCUUCCUCCAGAAGGAAGGUGGUGACGGUGCACAGUCUCUGCAGGCUGCAGCAGCACCAGAAGAGGCUCCGGCCGAGUCGGCCUCUGAGAACCCGAGUGAGGCUGCGGACGACGGGGUGUCUGAAGACGCAGCUGAGGGGGGAGGAAGGGCAGCCUCGGGAAAGAAGGAGGCGGCAUCCGGCAAAGCCGUCCCUGAUGGGAAACUCGUGAAAGCUUCCUUUGCUCCAAUAAGCUUUGCAAUCAAGGCCAAAGAAAAUGACCUGCUUCCCCUGGAAAAAAAUCGUGUUAAGCUAGAUGAUGACAGUGAUGAUGAUGAAGAAAGCAAAGAAGGCCAAGAGAGCGCUAGUAGUGCUACCAACCCUAAUCCAGCAGUUGUCCCACCCUGUGUAGUUGUUGAGGAGAAGAAACCUCAACUUACCCAGGAGGAGCUAGAAGCAAAGCAAGCAAAGCAAAAGCUGGAGGACCGGCUCGCAGCUGCUGCCAGAGAAAAGCUCGCCCAGGCUUCUAAGGAGUCAAAGGAGAAACAGCUUCAAGCAGAGCGUAAAAGAAAAGCUGCUCUAUUUUUACAAACCUUAAAAAACCCUCUGGCAGAAGCAGAAGCUGGGAAGAUUGAGGAGAGCCCUUUCACUGUGGAGGAAGCCAGUGCCGCCUCGCCCUGUGCUCCACUGGCUGCAGGGAGAGCCCUGCCCGCUCUGGAAGGUAAACCGCCCGACAGGCCUUCAAGCAGAAGCAAAGAUCCACCCCGAGAAGAAGAGAAGGAGAAGAAGAAGAAAAAGCACAAAAAACGGUCUCGAACGAGAUCCCGCUCACCCAAGUACCACUCGUCAUCCAAGUCCAGGUCCAGGUCGCACUCAAAAGCCAAACACGCCCUCCCCAGCGCCUACCGGACGGUGCGGCGGUCGAGCCCCACAGCCCCCCCAGGGACACUGAGCACGGAGCCGGGGCACAGCGUCUGGCGAGCGGCAGCGGCGGCUGAGCAGGAGCGCUAUCAGGCAGCCUCGACCACGAAAAGAUUUGACUCCUGGAGCUCUUUUGAGGGAAAACCUGGUAAAAUGUCAAGGUCACGGUCCCGGUCCCCCCGGAGAAGAGCUCACUCCCCAGAGAGGCGGCGGGAGGAGCGUGGCGUCCCCACAGCCUACCGCGUGAGCAACAGCCCCGGGGCCAGCCGGAAGCGGACACGCUCCAGGAGUCCCCAUGAGAAGAAGAAGAAGAGGCGGUCACGGUCACGGACCAAGUCCAAGGCCAGGUCUCAGUCAACAUCCCCAAGCAAGCAGUCCACACACAGGACGUCGGCACACUCGGCCAGCAUCUCUCCUGUGGAGAGCCGGGGGUCCAGCCAGGAGCGCUCCAGGGGAGUUUCUCAGGAAAAAGACGGUCAGAUCUCGUCAGCAAUUGUGUCCUCUGUGCAAAGCAAAAUAACUCAGGACCUGAUGGCCAAAGUGAGAGCAAUGCUUGCAGCUUCCAAAAAUCUGCAGACCAGUGCCUCCUGAGCCCGAAGGCCAGCUGUGUGGCAGCCCCUCGGCCGCCCACCCACCGCUGGGACCGGAACAGGCGUGGCUAUGGUCUGCGGUCUGUCGAGGAAGAGCCGAGAUACUUCUUCUGUCCAGAGCUUCACAGACACCGCCCAGCGUUCCACCCUGGCCCCCUCGCACAAGUGGUGGCAUUUGUAAAUUAAUUUUUGAUGACAUUUUCAGUUUAAGAUUUUUGACCAGCAGUCUCUUACCUGUAUAUUUGUAAAUAAUAUCAUGUUUCUGUGAAAAUGUAUCAAAUAAAAUGAGAGGAAGACACCUUUUCUAGCUGGCACUGGGGCGGUCCCUUCCUUGCCUGGCCUGUGACUGUUGUUACCCUGUUGCCACCCACCCGUCUUCUGGAUUUGCACCUCGUAGAGAAGCUGUGGGGAGACUGUGUGGGUGGCUGUGGAGUUUGCCUGCCCGCUCCACCGGCCUUGGGAGGAACCCUCUUACCCCCUCCUCUCUGCCCCCACCCCACUUCCCGGCACAGCCCUCCAUCCAGUUCCCCCGUAGGUAUGGUCACUUCAAGGAGGCUUGGUCCCAGCUCACACAUGGUUGCUGCUGGGAGAGGCUCUCACUUGGCCCACCACUUGGCUCUGGUGAUGCCAAACAGUGGAAACAAGCUGCUCACGGUCAUGUUUGCAGCCACCGGGGAGGCCAGAUGGGCCCAAAGGGCUUCGUGGCAGUACCUGGAUCUAGCUAUUCCUGAAGAUAGCCUUCCUCCUCCCUCAAGUCAUAUAGGCUGAGCACAGGCCCUUUUCUGAUUAAGUCAUUUGUGCUGGUGUUCUUUCUUUUGCAUCCAGAAAGUCCCAACUAAGAUGUUGUUGGCUGCCAUCAAGUUGAUCUCAACUAAUGUUAUCCUGAACCAUCCCUUCGUCGUGCCUGAGCUCUGUCAGCUUUUGCCCUGGUGUCUCCUGAGACUCCAAAUUACCCUCGAGAGCUUUUCAGCUCCAGUCCUACGUGAAGUCCCGUGUUGCUGAACACGGGCCACUGCAGUCUAACCUGCCCCGCGUCUUCUGUAAAACACCAUAAAUGAGGGCCUGCUGGUGCAUCCUCCCUUGAGAAGCAAGUUUGUGUGUACAGCUUAACUCCCUUCUGGGUCACUUUUCCAAAACCAGAACGUGAGAUUUAUGAUUUUGCCUUCCUUUAAAAUGGUCCUUCCCGUGGACACCCAGCACAGAGGAGAUACAGCGUGUGGCCGCAGAGCCACCCUAGGGGUGACCACAUGCCUGGCUGGGGUGGAGGAGCAGGGUGAGGGGCACACCCCUCUGCUCCCUCAAGUGCAGUGUGUGUCCAAGUGACAUUUGUGUGGACACACACCCACACCUCCCACACAAACACCCGCACACCACACCGAGCGCACCCACGUAGACAUUAACGUGGACACACAUACCCACACCUCCCACACAAACAGCCGCACACCGCACCAAGCGCACCCAUGUAGACAUUCACGUGGACACAAACACCCACACCUCCCACACAAAUGCCCGCACACUUUGCACCGAGUCCUGUUCUUUUUCACGUGUUUAUCUUUGAGACAGGGCCUUGGUCUCUCGAAUGGCUACGGCCAUCUGUGUGGCACACUCUCAUGGAGCAUCUCACCCCACAGAGGGCUGCUCUGGCCUCCUGGUGGGUGCUCACACUGAGAGUGGAUUCCCUGGAUCCAGGGAUGGCACCCAGGGGUCCACAGUCUUCCACAAACGAUGCUGCACUAAGUGUCCCCCUACAGGUUUCGUCUUCACACACAGCUACGCUCAGCUGCAGAGUGAGCCCUGGGAAGUAGGACCUCUGGGCCGGAGGGUACAUGCAGUUAUAAU
Molecule: messenger RNA, 6321 nt
Organism: Loxodonta africana (African savanna elephant)
Lineage: Eukaryota; Metazoa; Chordata; Mammalia; Proboscidea; Elephantidae
Gene: SFSWAP
Product: splicing factor SWAP
Exons: 19
Coding region: 1850-4483 (877 amino acids)
Biological process (GO): mRNA 5'-splice site recognition; RNA processing
Molecular function (GO): RNA binding
Source: RefSeq, a predicted model, not a curated record